GCCGUGUGGAACGGCUGUGCUCUAAAAUGCUCUCUGCUGGAAACAGCGUAUCGGCCCCAGGCCGAGGAUCGUCGACCCCGUUUUUGAAUGAAGAUGCAAGCUACAAAGUUGUCCUCCCGCGUCUACCAACCGGUAACGAUGUUUUGAAUUCUGUUUUCCUUCAUGCGGACUUGAGUGGCAGACCAUACCGUGCUCCCGACUUCCGAGACGCUCUGCUUGAGGUAGUGAAUACUUCAGAUAUUGUAGGUGUCGGACAGUAUCAAAUGAGCCAUGUAUGGAUGGUUACUUGCGCUAGUAGUGCGGCAAAACAGACUCUCGUCGCCUGUGGUGAGCUCCGUGUCAAAGGGCUGAAGUGCAUGGUGAUAGAUCCGGAAACUAAAAACAUCAAGCUUAAAUUACUAUGGCUUCCACCUCACCUUGAACCACGACGCGUUGAGGAGGCGUUCCAGGCCUAUGGUCAGGUGAAGUCGGUGGAGAGAGAAGCAUGGAGAUGCACUGGCAUGGAACAGUGGGUGACAACAAACCGGGAGGUUUCCUUGGUGCUCAAGGACACUAUCACCGUAACCUCAAUACCGCACAUUAUGUCCAUUUAUGGACACCAGUGCCUCGUACUUAUCCCCGGUAGGCCUCCUCUGUGCCUGUGUUGCAAGCGCGUGGGACACGUUCGACGACAAUGCAGAACACCGAGAUGCUUACAGUGCCAUCGAUUUGGUCACUCAGCGGACGCCUGCGUGUCCACCUACGCCAAUAAGCUUCGUUCUGGGCAAUAUAGCGCAGACGAGCCACAACUGGACCACCUCAUGGAUUCUACAGAGGUAGUAGAUGCCACCGGAGAGACUACAGGUGGCAUUAGGGACGAGGACCAGGAGACCUUGAAGCCAAUGCCAACCAGUCAUAACAGCUCAAGUAAGACUAGCGAAGCUUCCGGCGAGGAUGACUCAGUUUGCCCACCUGGCCUAGCAAGCCUUAAAGAAAAGCCCCCUGAUGACAAGGAAGAAGAGGAAGAGGCGAUGGACAUCAGCAAGGCCAGGAAACGUCCGGCACCAUGCAAUGACGAAGCAACAGAAUGUGCACUACCGGCGCCCGAGAAAGUGUCUCCUAGUGCUCAGCAAACUCCCUCUCCUGGUGAUAAUGUGCCCCGCCGGUUAUAUCAGCGUAGUCAGGAGAGUGGCACAAAGAAGCCCAAAGGGAGCAAGACCACAGAUUUACCUGUGGCCAAGGGCAAUGAAAUACAAAAACUUUAGGUGAGCAAAAUGGCUAACGCCUUCACCCUCCCUUUAUGUGUAGCGACACUCAACGUACGUGGGCUGAGGAAUAUAAGGCGUCAGCGGCAGUUACUACACGUGCUUAGGCAGCAUGAAGUUGAUGUUGGUGCAGUGCAAGAGACAAAGAUAUCGUCUGCUGGUGAUGUCAACCUUGCGCUGCAAACUUUUCAACCUGAUUACGAGGUGUGUAUUAGCCAAGCAUGUGGUGCUUCCGCUGGAUGCUUUUUGUUAGUCAGAAAGCAGUUAAAUCAUUCUUCAUUGUCGCUGCGUGUUGAUGGGGAAGGCCGCCUUAUAUGCUGUGACCUCUCUUUUCAUUCCCGUAAUUGGCGAUUCAUUUGCGUUUAUGCUCCCUCAAAAGUGAGUGACAGGAAGGCUUUCUUCCUCUCACUUGCUCCGCUCCUAGAUACUGACAGAGAUUUGGUACUGUUGGGAGACUUCAACUGUGUUUGUCAUUCCAGAGACCACUCAUACCUAACUAAUCGUUAUGAUGCAAGUGCUGCUUUCCUGCAUCAGUUAACGGAAGAUCACAAUCUAAUAGACGUGGGCGCCUACACCCCAUCUUGGGUGCGGUUCACGCACUUUCAAGGCGUCUCCCAUGCUCGACUUGAUCAUGUGUAUGUUUCGACGAGUCUCUGGUCUAACAUUCACAACUACGCCGUGAAGCCUGUAUUUUUCACAGACCACUGUUUAGUAGCUGUUUCAUGGGGUCCCCGAAAAUUCCGCAGGUUUGCUCCAAACUGGGAACUGUGGAAACUUAACACACAACUUUUGCGAGAGGAAAGUUUUGUAAACAAAGUGAAAGAAUUAUGACUAGAAAUAACACAAUGUCAACAGCUUACUUUGUUUGCUCUAUGGGAAAUGUUCAAAAAUAGAGUAAAAAAUGAGGCGAUUGCCAUUUCAUGUGAGCUGUCUCAAAGAAAAAAAGCUGAAAAGCAUUACCUUCAUGAUCUACUUCACAAGCUGCACGCUUUCGAAAGCCAGGAACCAGGGUUGUAUAGCGAUGAAAUAAACACAGUUCGCGCACAAGUACAGAAAUAUGAGACGGAAGUGUACAAAGGAGCAAUGGUUCGUUCACGCACAACUCGCUUCACAGAGGAACAGCCCACAAAAAGGGCUCUCGGUGAUGAGAAGCGAUACGCGCUUUCCAAGCAAAUAUUAGAAAUUGAGUCUGGUGGGUCUGUAUACACAGACACGCCCCAAAUAAUAAGCCUAUUUGAAGCUCACUAUAAAGAUCUUUUCGCUGCAGUUAAGCCUCAGAAUGGAUACGAAGAAAACGCUGAUCAGUUUAUUUCGCUUAUGCCACACUUAGAAGAAGAUGAUAGACUCAGCGUUGAUGGGCCAAUAACUCGAGAAGAAAUUAAUUUUGCCGUUGAAACGCUGCAGAGGAACAAGACGCCUGGUCCUGAUGGCCUUAGUGCUGAAUUUUAUAUAACCUCCUGAGUCCCCGCUAUGGGGAUUUGUCCAAUAUAUUGGACAUUAAGAAAUAAGACAGCACUUCUGUCAGAAGGCUUUCAUCCUCAUGAAACCGCACUGUCCAACUUAUUGGACACCUGCUUGCGCCAUCUAUGCAGCAUUGAUGAAAAUACAUCGUUCAAAUUCCUGCCGAAACAAUUCCACAAUGGCGGCAUUCAGCGGCGCGGCGUUUUACGGCAGCUGCCGGAGAAGUAAGCGCUGUUUCUAGUAUUUCUACCUGCUUUCAGGGCAUAUCUUUGAUUUUAUAAUAAAGUUAAUACAACAGCAUAAGCGCAGAAUACGAAAUUUAAAUUUUUGGCGCGCGUACUUUUUUUCACGAUUCCUUUGAUUUCGCGUGUCCAUUAUGUUGGACGCUAGGACUCAACCCGGUUAUUUAGACCGCGCUUUUGAGAUGGCCUUGUUAUGAACAGCAGGCGAGUACU
Messenger RNA from Dermacentor albipictus, 3160 nucleotides. RefSeq lists its product as uncharacterized. The record is from RefSeq and is a predicted model, not a curated record. Gene Ontology annotation, molecular function: zinc ion binding; nucleic acid binding. NCBI's taxonomy places the organism in Eukaryota, Metazoa, Arthropoda, Arachnida, Ixodida, Ixodidae.